This is a messenger RNA of Nelumbo nucifera (sacred lotus), 1013 nucleotides long. RefSeq lists its product as uncharacterized. The record is from RefSeq and is a predicted model, not a curated record. NCBI's taxonomy places the organism in Eukaryota, Viridiplantae, Streptophyta, Magnoliopsida, Proteales, Nelumbonaceae.
UCUAUCUCCAUUCUCCGCACGUUACAUUAUAGAAGUAAUAAAUAGAGAUGGGGCAGUCUCCCUCCCUCCAUAUCCACAGUUGAAGUAGUUAGCAGACAUACUGAAAUUUUCUUGCGAGAAGUGAAACCCCGUUGGAGGUGGUAGGCAAGCGAAAUGGCGGAGGAAGGAGAACAGAGUAAGGUUGCAGAGGAGGUACAGGAGAGUAGUAGCAAGGUGGCUAUCAUGGUGGCGGUUGAUGAGAGUGAGUGCAGCACCUACGCUCUCAACUGGGCCCUCGAUAAUCUUCGCCAUUGCUUCUUGGAUACGCCGCUUACUAUUUUUACCGCACAGCCCGCUGCUGACUACGAUUAUCUAUACGGUGUCGCCAAUCAGGACUUAAUGGACUCGGUCAGGGGAUAUCAAAAAACAGCAGCAGCUGCUAUAUUUGCAAAAGCUAAGGAAAUUUGUGCCAGCCAUGGGGUAACCACAAAGACAGUUACAGCGAUGGGAGAUCCUAAAGAGGCUAUAUGUGAAGCAGUUGAAAAGUUCAACAUCAAUUUGCUGGUUGUAGGUAACCAUGGCCGAGGUGUUAUUUCAAGGGCCUUCUUGGGUAGUGUCAGCAACUACUGUGUUCAUCAUGCCAAGUGCCCCGUUCUUGUUGUGAGGAAAGCAGCAUAAGGGAUGGUUUCUCAGCCUCACCAACAAUAGAUAUUGCAGUAGCAGUUAGUUGUUUGUUGUGGCCAAUAAGGGUGAAGGCUUACCUUCCUAACCUCUUGCCUGAAUGAGAUCCUUUUUCCAAGAUCUGGAUAUGUGAAGGAGCGUUAUGUGCCUCAUCUUUUACAUAAAUGAUACUUCUACCAAAAUAACUGUACAGGUUUGUUUGGUGUUGAUUUUCUGAAGUAAUGUUUUGAGGUCUAGGAUUUUUUAACCAUAUUAUAUUCUCUUGAUACUUUCUUUUGUAUCCUACCUGUGAACAAUAUCUCAAUGAAUAUUUGUUCAUGAAUAAUAUAAUAAUAGCGAGGUUUGCCCAAAAA